CGCGGCCGGCCGCCCGCCAGAGCCGGGCCGGUCAUGCCGAGUCGGCGCGCUCCCAGAUGGGUUCGUCGAAGGCUCCGUCGGCGCACGUGGCCCGGCCCGUCAGCCGGGUGGACGGCGUGCCACAGAUCCGGCCCCGCAAGCCCUGCAACUGCACCAAGAGCCAGUGCCUCAAGCUCUACUGCGACUGCUUCGCGUCCGGCGAGUUCUGCAACAACUGCAACUGCACCAACUGCUACAACUCGCUGGAUCACGAGGAGGAGCGGCAGCGGGCCAUCCGCUCCUGCCUCGACCGCAACCCGUACGCGUUCAAACCCAAAAUCGGCAAGUCGGACAACGAGACGAGGAAGCACCAGAAGGGCUGCAACUGCAAGAAGAGCGGCUGCCUGAAGAACUACUGCGAGUGUUACGAGGCGAAGAUCUUCUGCUCGUCGCAGUGCAAGUGCAUGGGCUGCAAGAACCACGAGUCGGCCGGCAGCCGUCCCUCGCGCAGCGGAACCGGCGUGGCCGGCCCUCUGGAGGACAGCCUGACGCUGGCGACCGGCGAGACGGGCCCCGGCCGCGGCCGGCGCGCAGGCGCGCUCAAGGUGGCCACCGUUCCCGUGGCGGACCGGGCGCCGUUGGUGCGCGUCACGCAGGACGUCAUCGACGCCACGCUCAUGUGCCUGAUGACGGAGGCGGCCGAGGGCGGCUCGGCGCCAGACGCCGAGCGGCGUGUGCUGAAUGAGUUCGGCCGCUGCAUAUCAGAGAUUAUCGACUACGGCGCCAGGAAAGGUGACGGUCUGGGCGGUCUGGUCUGAUGGUGGGCGCCGGGUCAGCUGACCGGUGACACGGCCCGCGGUCGGCGGUGGCGCCCCCGCCUCCGCCCUCAUCCCUGGCGGCGCCAGGCGACUCCAGCCAGGCGGCCCCGGCGGGUCCGCCAGUGCGCCAGGAAGUGGCCGCCGCCUCGACUGAUGCUGUGCGCAGCGAGCUCGGAGCUACACUGCUACGGAGCGGGUACGCGGCUGCACUGCGAUGGAGCGGGUACGCCGUCACGCUGCCACGGAGCGGGUACGCAGCCACGCUGCCACGGAGCGGGUACGCAGCCACGCUGCUACUACAAAGGUGUUCUGCUGCUGACGGCCGCGGCGAGGCAGGGAGCGGCUCGGACCCGUCGGCGGACGAGGCGGCGCAGGGUGUGCGCAGCUCGUGGCGACAUCUGCUGGUGGAGCGGCGCUGGGAACGUCACCCCCAGCCCGGCUCGACGCCAUCUGGCGAUGGAGGGACGCGGCGAGCGACAGGAGCUCGGGCGGCCGGACAGCGGCUGCGGAUGCAGCCGUGCGCGCCCCGGCCGGCGUCGGUCGGGCGACACUCGCAGUCAUCCUCUGCGCCGCCGCCCCCGGUCGGGCGACACCUGCAGUCAUCCACCGCGCCGCCGCCCCACUGAGCGGCGGCGCGCCUCACCAGGAACCGGCGCCACCUGUACGUCCGCCGACCUGGCUGGCGUGUGGCCGAAGCACACUCGAGCUGAUGUACCGAGGGGCGUCCGAGGCUGGCCCCACGGCGCUGCAAAGCAGGCGGAGUUGGGACGUGCCGCCGGUUGUUGCCGUUUGUUUAUAACGGCGGUCGGCGCACGGCGUGGGUUUUGUAAUGUUUUUGCGUGUACAAAUGGGUAUUAUCGACGUGGGUUGAUAUCUUCACAGUGUUGCGGUUGGCGGGCCCCGGUAGCCUCCCGUGAUAAUUUUAUUAAAAUGUCGAAGUUUUAACGGAAACGUGCGUUAAAUGCUGCUCGGUACGAUGUUACUUGAGUUCUAUUGCAUGCAUUUAAUUUGUGUUUUAUAACGUGUCCAGCCUGACUCCAAAAGAGGGAAAUACAACCGGGCUUGUGCCGGUUCCACACAGACUGGAACUCGAGUCUGCUGUGCGAUUUUAAAAAGCGUUCUCUGUGUGGUGUCACCUGAUUUUGUGGUGGCUUUUAUAGUUUGUUUUCUCGCCGCAAACAUAAACUGAAUCAAUAAACCAUUUCCAUUGCCGA
Messenger RNA from Pollicipes pollicipes, 2011 nucleotides. Its product is annotated as protein lin-54 homolog. Gene Ontology annotation, biological process: regulation of DNA-templated transcription. Gene Ontology annotation, cellular component: nucleus. NCBI's taxonomy places the organism in Eukaryota, Metazoa, Arthropoda, Thecostraca, Pollicipedomorpha, Pollicipedidae. The record is from RefSeq and is a predicted model, not a curated record.